This is a messenger RNA of Raphanus sativus (radish), 606 nucleotides long. RefSeq lists its product as uncharacterized. The coding region runs from base 1 to 309 and encodes 102 amino acids. The record is from RefSeq and is a predicted model, not a curated record. The transcript is spliced from 3 exons. NCBI's taxonomy places the organism in Eukaryota, Viridiplantae, Streptophyta, Magnoliopsida, Brassicales, Brassicaceae.
AUGGCUUGGCGCAAUGCAGGAUCUGCUGCCCGCUCUUUCGUCUCCGCCACCGCAAGAGCACCGUCUCUCCGUUCACCAACGGCGGCGCUUCCUCGCCUCCGUCCUUCCCCAUCCUCAUCUUUACCUGGCCGUCGCUUCUCCUUUUCAUCUCCUUCUAGGAACCUAGGAGCGCUUGGUUGCACGCAGUCUUUCUUGCCUCUGUACAGCGUUGUGGCUGCUUCUCAGCUCACCUCUCAUCUCAAUGUUAAUUUGCGUGCUUUCUGCGAGCUACCAAACGGUACCUUCCGACGCACUUGUCAAGAUCGCUAAUAUUCACUCUUUGUACUUGAAGAGGCAGAGGAGCGUGGUAUAAUGCAACAGUGCAUGCAUCAGUUACUUUAAAGGGGGGUCUGAGAGAUCCAAAGAUUGGUUUUACCUCAGAAAAAAACUUAAAUCAUUCUGUUACUUUUGUUUAGAUGUUUUCAGUUCCAUAUUGUGUGGGAUCCCUUUGAUUAUCAAUAGCUGUAGAGCUUUUCGUUUGCUUGGCACAAUAUUUUACCUCUCCAAGAACUUUUGUUUUGUUUUGGAAAGAUGAAUAAAAUUCUGAAACUACUUAGCAUUGUUUAA